Messenger RNA from Meyerozyma guilliermondii ATCC 6260, 4647 nucleotides. It is a transcript of the gene IQG1, whose product is annotated as Iqg1p. Gene Ontology annotation, molecular function: actin filament binding; calmodulin binding; GTPase activator activity. The record is from RefSeq and is a predicted model, not a curated record. NCBI's taxonomy places the organism in Eukaryota, Fungi, Ascomycota, Pichiomycetes, Serinales, Debaryomycetaceae. Bases 1 to 4647 code for a protein of 1548 amino acids. Gene Ontology annotation, biological process: regulation of actin cytoskeleton organization; regulation of GTPase activity; mitotic actomyosin contractile ring assembly actin filament organization. The transcript has a single exon. Gene Ontology annotation, cellular component: mitotic actomyosin contractile ring; cytoplasm.
AUGGCACUUGCAUCAUUCUGUUCAAUAUCCGUCACUCCAGUCGCCGCAAUGGCUUCCCCUGUCAAGAAAAUCGCCUUGCGGUAUCUCGAUAAUAUCAAUGAGACUCCUUCCAGACCCCUACAACCAUCGCUGAAACAUAACUUUACCCCUCGCCGAAAUGGCGAAGAUUUGGAUAUACUUGCCAAACAACUAAAUGUCACACCUUCCAAAACAGACCUCAUCAAAAACAGCUAUGAAUCUCCGUCCGCUACCAUAACCUCAUUCAAAUCUUCCACUAGUAGCAAUGGCUCACCAAGAAAGUACAACUUGGCUGCUCCAGAAUCUUCACCAUACUUAAGAAGCCCCACCAACUCUACCGAAAAAUCAUCGCCCGGAUACGAGUAUCUUUGUCGGAUCUCCUCAAUAAAAGUAUGGUUGGAGUCGGUGUUGGGACACAAGAUAUCUCAGACACCAGUGGAGUUAAUUAGCUACAUUCGCAACGGUAUUCAUCUCGCCGAGCUCGCCAACAUCAUUCUUCCUACCCACCAAUCUGUGUUCAAAAAUGAUACCCGGCUUCAAUUCAAGCACACCGAGAAUAUCAACCGGUUUUUUGAUCUCCUUGAAUACCUCGAUGUUCCGGAUCUCUUUAGAUUCGAGCUCACUGAUCUUUACGAUGCUAAAAAUGUCCCCAAGGUUUGGUACUGUCUCUAUGCUAUGAGUUAUAUGCUUCACAAAGCAGACCUGCAGUUCCCAACGAUAAAGAACGAGUUGGGGUUGCUUGAUUUUUCCCCCGAAGAUAUACGGGCCGCUAAUCGUUCACUCGUGGGAAGUCCACUCCCAAACUUUUCCAGUGCUGACUCUGUGAGCUCGGGAAAUAACUCUUAUAUGAACCGAGCUCUAGGUGGCUCGCAAACAAUGAAAGGGAUGAACAGUCCUACUCGAAGCCCUACUCAAAGUUCUGUUCGGAGUCCUACUCGGAGCCCUGUAUCUCGUCCCAUUUCCAAGAAAGAACCACUUCCCAAAACCACACCAUUCUCCACCAAAUUAACCUCGCUAGUCAAUCCUUUCAAAGAGGCUCCCAAGUUGAGCUUCGACUCUUUCACCCCACCACCACUGAAUGAUAUUACUGUCACCAGUUCCCAAAUUCGAGAACUUCAGUCCUACGAGCCUGAAAUAAUGAAACUUCAAGCUCUUGCCUUGGGUGCUGCGUUCCGCUACAAGAUGUUCGUUGACCGUAUAAUGCUCAAGUCCUAUGAGGAGGAGUUUCUCCACUUUGUUUCUAUAAUUCGUGGAAACUUGUCAAGAAGAAAGACCGUCCACAGGCAUAGAGACGAAUUGAUUCUUUACAAGUAUGAUAUCAUCGAAUUGCAAAGUUUAGCUCGAACCAAAUUGUUUAAAAAGGAGAACAAUCACGACUUAACUGUUCACGAUGCUAACAUGGUGUCGUUCCAGAGCAUAGCACGGGGUGCUAUAACAAGAAAUAGGACCAGUCAAAUUAUGGAAAAUCUCUUGUCUCACGAAUCUAAGCUUAGCACAUGGCAAGCUCAUGCAAAAAUGAUGCUAGUUCACUCCAAGGCAAAAGUUGUAAUUGAGCAUCGUCAUGAAAUCGAACCACCUAUAACCAUACUCCAAGCGGCUUGCCGUAGAGUCUUGUAUGAGAGAUUUACCAAGAACUGCGUGGCUGCAAAUUUGUCAAACGAAAGCACUAUAGUACAAUUGCAGUCCGUAAUUCGAGGUGCCAUAUCUCGCCGGACUAUGGCGUAUAAAAUAAAGUACGUUAAAAGGUUCAAGUUUCCAAUAAUUGAAUUGCAAAGCAUUGCGAGGGGUGGAAACUUGCGUUCCAAAUUAUGUGACGGUGUGUUAAUGGCAUUGGUUGAUGAGCACGAUGUCUUGAGCGAAUUAUACGCCAUUUCACGAGGUAAUGCAGUUCGGAGGAAAACUCAAAACAGAUUGGUAGCCCUUCAUUCGUUUGAGGAUUCCGCCAUAACUCCAAUCCAAACCAUCUUCAGAGGAGUCUUUGCUCGUUUCAAGAGAGAAAUUCUCUUGGAUGAUUUGUAUUCUGAAGUUCAUUCUAUCAUCGGGCUUCAAGCAGCUAUUCGUGGAUUUAAGAUAAGAAGUAACCAUCGCCUGAUGAAGAAGUAUUAUGACAGAAACGUUGAACAAGUCGUGAAAGCUCAGGCAUUCAUCAGAAGCACAUUCUCGAGAAACGCAUACAAGUCUUUGCUCAACAUGAGGAACCCUUCGCUUGCGGUUAUUCGGAACUUUGUCCAUUUGCUUUCCAACAGCGACUGUGACUAUCAGCAAGAAAUUGAGCUCAAUGAUUUACAAGAUUUGAUAGUUGAGAAAUCAAAGCACAACGAGGACUUGGAGUCUAAGAUCGAAAACUUGGACGUUAAAUUGGGACUCCUCGAUAAGAACAAGAUAAGUGUGGAAGACUUUGUGAAAAACAAAAACAAGUACAAGACGUUCAAGCCUGCUGCUGCAGCCAAUAACAACUCACUCGACAAAUUAAGCAAGAAUGCCAGAACAAGAAUUGAAGUAUACCAGUCCUUAUUUUACUUACUUCAAACCAACCCUGUUUACUUGAUGAGGCUCUACAGGAACAUGCAAGAUAACGCAGGCUCGUCCAAGGCACUUGAUAGCUUACAAAAUCUGGUCAUGCUACUUUUCCCCAUCAAGAACACCUCGAUAAAGUAUCAUUCUAGAGAGGAGUUUUUCUUGAUGCGUUUCAUUACUGAGUUGAUGAAAGUAGAAGUGGGUGCUUGUCGAAAUCUCAGUGACCUUACGAAACCUCAAUGCUGUCUUUGGAUUGACUUUCUUCACAAUUUCAAUAAUCAUACCUAUCAAAGGCUGCAUUUAAAGAAGCUCAUUGGAAAGCACAUUUGCCGUAUCACCGAAGACGACGAAUUGAAUUUCGAAUCUGAUCCUUCACAAAUCUAUGAAGACAUAGUCAGGAAGGAAGUUAAAGUUCAUGGCUUUAGCGACCGACCGCUGGUACUUCCAGCUCCUUCCGCAAUAAAGGAGCCAGAUGUCUCCUCACAAUUUGUGGAAAACUUGAUGUCUUUACGUGAAUGUGUCUCAGAGAUUUUAAGCACUUUGGAGGCAGUCGUAGAGUCUGUUCCAUUACACAUUCGAAUUGCGUGCAAAUAUGCCUUCGAUCUUGUCAAAAUCAACUUUCCUGAAAAGACGAAUCUCCAACAUUUAGCCGUCGCAGGAGUGAUCUUCUACAAGCAUUAUGUUGGUAGCAUCAUCCAGAAUCCCGAAAACUUUGGCAUUUCCGUUCGUGAUCCAUUUAAUCCUUCUUUAACAAAUCCUAGGUGUGAAAAUAAUAUGAGACACUUGAAUCGUGUUAUCCUUCAGGUUUUUGCAAUGAAACCUUUCACAGACAACUUUUUGAAACCAUUGAACGACUACAUAGCUUCAUCCGAGGCGUCUGUCACUUUUUUGAUCUCACGAAUCAUUGAUGUGCGCCACAUGGACACCGAGUAUAAUCUUAGUGAUUAUGAUGAUAUUGUGUCUCACGAGCGCCCCAAGCUCACUAUGAAAGUGAGUGAUAUGAUUAUGUUUGAGAAGCUCUUGACCAAAAACAUCGACGUCGUUGCACCCGGAAAUGAUGAUCAGUUAUACAGUGUUAUGCUCAGGCUUGAUGAUCUUGUGAACUCGGCUGAUGAGUUUGUUGAGUUGACCGAGAUAGGACAGGUGACACUCAACUUGAGUCCCCAAACUCAAGAAACUUCUGUGGUGGAUUCAAAGGUCACAUCCUUGUUUGCGCAGGUCAAAAGGUGCUUGUUAUACAUAAUACGAGUUCAAGAAGGCUCGGGAUUGUUGGAACUUUUGAUAUCAGGAAUCAAGCCCCACCACGAACAAUUGUUCAGGGAGAUCAUUUCACAGGAACAAAAAGAAAAUUUACAGUCUAAGCUCAACGAUAAAAAGAGACCAUACUACAAAACUUCGAUUGGAGAUUUACUGUGCAUUUCGUACCACGAUCUCAAGAAAAUGGCACUUGAAAAGAUCUUGCAAUUAGAGUCUAUGGGUCACUUACGAAGAUCCAACUCCUACCAAGACUUAUUGAACAGUAUGGCAGUUGAUAUCAAGACAAAAGACCUGCAGCGAGUAGCGAGAAGCAAACAGGUAGACAUCGCUAUGAAAACUGUUGAUAAGUUGACUUCGAAAGAAAAGUUAUUAGAAAAACAACUUGCAGAUUACAAUUCUCAUAUUGACAAAAUCCUUGCGGAUCUUCAGCUGCGGCCAAAGGAAAAGAAGCUUUUCAAUGUAAUUCCUAUUUUCAGCAAGCAAUAUUUUUAUCAUCGUGAACUCAAGAAAGCUAACAGACUCCCUCAAUUUGGCUCCUACAAAUACACCGCUAAGAAGUUGACUGACCAAAAGAUCUUGGUUGAUUUUGGAGGCAUGAUUAGCCAGUACAGCAGUAAUAUGUCAAAGUUGGACUUUAUGUUCAGUUGCCAUCAAACUGGAAAAUUCACAAUCGAAGUGGCCAGUGGUUCUGUUACCAUUCCUGGAGCUGUGAGUUCGGUGUCUCUCGAUGAAUUAUUGGACCUACAAUAUUACAACAGUGAAACGAUGGAGAUGUUUGACGGUGCUGUCGUCUUUGACACUCAGAAUUUGAUUGGCUUUAUUUUCCGCAAGUUCUAUGAUAUCAAGAAGGAAUGA